GUUCUUGCAGCGCCGCAUGAAGUCGAACAAAAAAGUAUUUGGAUACCAAACGUACCUGCAGUUAUACAAUCACAUAUUGGAUGCACCAGAUCCGAUGCAGCCUUAAUAACUUGAUAGUGUGCUUUUUUCUUGAUCUCUGGCAAGCCAAAACACUACAAUGAUGCCAACUCGUAACAGCCCAGCCAGUGCUGCCGGAGUGAAAUACUCCAGGUUGGCAGACAGUGAUGAGGGCUACAUUGAUCUACAGUUUAAGAAAACUCCACCAAAAGUACCCUACAAGGCUAUCGCAUUGGCAACGUUCUUAUUUCUGAUUGGCUCUUUAUUGAUUAUUGUUGGAUCGCUGCUUUUGGCAGGAUACAUUCAGGUCAUGUACCCAGAUCGAACAAUUCCAGUUUUAAUCAUCGGCAUUCUGAUCUUUCUUCCCGGAAUCUAUCACCUCCGGAUUGCUUAUUAUGCCUCCAAGGGAUACCGUGGAUAUUCUUAUGAUGACAUCCCAGACUUUGAUGACUAAACAAAUCUAUAUGUAUUGAAUGCUGUUUCCUUUUUGGUUUUGCUGUUGCAGGAUUUGCCUUCAGAUUUUCUCCUGUGUUUAAUCUGGGAUGGUUUUGGAGGGACAGUGUGUUAUGCUGCAGCUUCGAUUAGAUUUAUUGAGAGAUUAUUAUCUUUAUAAGUUCUGUAUAAAGUAAAAUAUAUUUAUUUAGCUACAUGCAUUAAAGGCCAACAAACAAUAUUCUGAUAUUUUUAUAUUCUUUGGCUAAAUUUAUUUGAAAAAGUGUUCUUAGUUUUUAAAGCUUUGUAAUUUAUCCAUCAACAGCAUGUGUUAUUACUAUGAGUUUAAUUUUAAAUGCUAGAAACUAAUAACAACUCAUGCAUAAUGGUGUUUUUACAAUAUAUAUAUUAUUGUUUUUAUUUGAUUAAAGUAUUAAGGACGUUUGAAUCUGAAUGUCACAAUGGUAGCGUCACACUGUCAUAAUUUAAAUGUACAUUAUGUAAAUUUGUCGUGGAAUUUUAGCCGCAUCAAAUAAUGCACUAAGAGCAAAAGUCAAGGAUCACACAGACACACUGUUAACAGAAUUUUCUUUGUCUGAAUUUAAUAUAUUCUAUAGAAUAGGCUCUCACCCCCGUGGUGCUAGAAGUUUAAAAACCUAAGAGCCCCGUUUACCAGGUUGAGCACAUAUUUAAAGUAAGAUACUGAAAAAACAAAGUCAUCCCAUCUCCGCCCAUGAUCCAAAGAUUUCGUCAUAGUUCCAGCGUCACUUAGAAAAUAAACCUUCAAUUUAUCAAUGACUAAGAAACCUAUCAGUUGAAGCACAUCUGGUCAAAUAGAAGAAAUUAUUUUGUUCUCAGUGAAACUCUACCGUUUACUGAGUUUUUCCACUUGUUCAUCAUUUGUUACUUAUGUCAUUCACUAGCCCCCCUUUAUCUUAUCUGGUAGGACUUUGUAUAAUGUUCUAGUCUUUGGACAUUUUACUACUGAACAGAUGGAAAGAACAGAAAUCUUUCACUAGAACAGAAGAACAGGAUUUUGCAUUUAACAAUUAUAAGUUCAUAAACUAUAAUUAAAAUGAAAAUAAAAAAUCUUCCACUACAACUUUUAGUAGGAUCUCUUGACAGAAAUGCAAUAUAAUAUACAUAACAAUAUUAUCAGUGGUGUAUAAAGACCUUACAAAGCGAAAUGUAUUGUUUUUUUGCUUUAGUCUGGUAUCCAUGCCCUGCAGCAAGGAGGCCCAGAAAACGUUGUUAUGAGAAAGUGAAACCACCACUUUAAAUGCGCCAUGAUGGAGUCGAACACACAUUUUGAAAACCCCUGAGUCAUUCUCUGAGAUGGGUGCCUUUUGGGUCAUACUUUUUUUUAAAAUAUAUACCUUAAAUAGUUAUAUUUUUUAUCAUUUCAUGUGAUAGUGGAUUAGUCAAACCUUUAAGAAAAUACAUUUUCCCACCUCAAGCAUGAAAUUCUAAUCAAAAUUGAGUGUUUUUCUUACUGAAAGUUGUUUUGGAGUUCAACCCCGUCACAGACCACUUGGACCCUGUUCAAAUAUGAUUUAAAAAGAUUUUCAAGUAAAUUCUUGUAGAAGCUUUUCAAUGAGAUGUCCCUUGUUUGAUAUCAUUUAUUGCAUGUAGAAUUUUAUUUUUUAAUACUCACCAUUUAAAUACCAAAUCAGGUCAUGAAAACUGUAUCUAACAUUGGUCUUCAUAUCUUAUCACAAAAUAUGCAUUAACAUUAGAAUUUAAUCAGGCUUUCAUAUUUUUUCAGACUGUCCUGUAAAUUCUGCACACAGCAAAACAAACAUUGACCUAAUUUGUUGUUUUAUCACCAAAAUAUUAAUAAAAACUAUCAAAUAACAGGGUUGAACUCAGCAUAACGGGGUUGAAAAUGAUAACAGGGUUGAAGUGAUGAUCAUUAUUUAAUAUAGCAUGGAUUUCUUACCUGUAAAAUUAAUGAUAUCACAUUCAAUAAAAUUUUAUUUUAUUAAAGUUGGCAAAAACAAACAAACAAACAUUUUAGUAAGUAUUUAACAUUAAAUUAAAAGCAUUAAGGAUUAAUUGAUCACAAACAUCAAUCGAUCUUUCCAUUUGGUUUUAUUGAACAUAAAAUACCAUAAUCGAUUAUUUCUAACAGGUCACAUCACAAUAUAACAAGUCUACAAUUAAGUACUCUACUAAAAAGUGUCAAAUAUUCAACCCCGUCACAACGAUUCAACCCUGUUACUGAUAAAAAUGUGACGGGGUUGAAGUUUUUGCCUAACAGUAGCUGUAACUCCGUACUUAACUAAGACAGUAGCAUCACAUGGCAUUUAGGAAAUCAUACAAGUUUAAUGUUUUGCAAAACUAUUAUUUAAUUCUUCUUAAACCGUUGUUUACUAUCAUUUAGUAAUACAACAGAGUUGAAAUGUUGAGCCUGACAAUCUUAAUCUGACAGUGAAAAACAUGAAAUAAAUGU
Messenger RNA from Paramisgurnus dabryanus, 2941 nucleotides. RefSeq names its product transmembrane protein 230a (gene tmem230a). NCBI's taxonomy places the organism in Eukaryota, Metazoa, Chordata, Actinopteri, Cypriniformes, Cobitidae. Gene Ontology annotation, biological process: synaptic vesicle transport. The record is from RefSeq and is a predicted model, not a curated record. Gene Ontology annotation, cellular component: endomembrane system; synaptic vesicle.